UCCACACCGAAUUCUACUGAUUUAUUAAAUCCUGCUGUGGUUAGAUAACCUGCAGCCAAACAAUCCCCGCAGUUGGACAACGGCGGCUGAGAAUUCCUCUUCGUUCUGCCGGGUCUGAAGAUGGAAGAUGGCGGAUAACACCGACUCUCUCCCAUUUGCAAAUUUUUGCUUUAGCUAGGGUUCUGCUCAUUUGCGCGAAGAGAAUCCCGAUGGAGAAGCAGACAUCCGACAAAAACUCUUACCCCCAGGGCCCAGCACCGGCACAACAGCUCUCGCCUCAGGACUGGGAAACCCUAAUCGAUGACUUCCAGUCUGGCAUUCCCUCUCGCCGCAUCCGAUGGCUUCCCUUCCCUCUCCUCGAUUUCACCCUCAGCUCCCUGUUCCGCAAGGACAUUCCAAUAUCCCUCAAACCCCAACUCCUACUCUUCCUCGAAGAUUCAUUUGACCUCCUCUUCCGCCCCUCUCCUUCUUCCUCUUUCCACCUUCUCCUAGAUUCUCUCCGCUCCCUCCUCAUCCAAUACCCUGGCGAAUUCUCUCUUAAAGAACAAGCUAUGAUAUCGACUACCUCGAUAGCAAUCGCUACACUCGACUCCCCCUCCCCUCAUCUUAUCGACCCUCUCAUUGAGCUCCUUCUCUCCGUUGCGAACCGCCCAAACCACGGCCCGGACCGCUACAUGCGCUCUGUUGCUUGCGAGUGCCUUCGCGAGCUCGAGCUCGCCUACCCACUUCUCCUCUCAGAUGCCGUUGGCCAUCUCUGGUUCCUUGCGCAGACCGAGAGAACCCAUGCUGCACAGUCAUACGCACUCCUACUAGCUACGGCCGUUGCUUCCAUUGCCCGUCAUGGGCUCCUUUCAUCGCCCUCCUCCAUUCUUUCCACUUCCGUUAUUCUUGUCCCCUUCAACUCACCCAGCGCUGUUAUAUCUCCCAGCGUUUUCUCUGAACCCACUGAUGUCAACCUUCGCGAGCUCCGGCGGAUAGUCGCCUUCCUCCUUGAGAGGCCGCAGGCUCUGAACCCAUGCGCAACCAUGGAACUGGUCUCAGUCCUGGUCAGCAUCGUGGGUGCACUUGAGCGCCACAUGCCUGCAGUGGCUGCACUUCUGAAGGUGCAGUUCUCUUGCCUGCUUUACUGCUAUGACCCCAUCCUUUGCCAUAUUGUUCUCAUGCUGUAUUCACGAUUCUCAGAUGCGUUUUCAGGGGAUGACGAGUUGGGCAUUUUUCGUCGCCUCGCUCAUACCCCCAAUGAAACCCAACAAUCGCUUGUCUUCAGGCUACUCGCCAUUCAUUGGCUUUUGGGAUCAUCCCAACUUGCUCAUGAGAAGGGCUUUCUUUCCUCCUUGGCUCAGUGUCUCUAUCCAUUAGUUUUUGAUCCUCUUGCUCUGAAAGCUGCAAAACUAGAUGCCCUCGCUGUUGUUGCUGCCCAUACUGGUCAUUUUCAAAGUGAGAAGGAUACAGCAAACCAUGAGAGGAAGAAAGCGGGGAGUGCUACAGUCGUCAAGCUAUUUUAUGACGGAUUAGUUUGUGUUUCAGCAUUCAAAUGGCUGCCUCCAUGGAGUACAGAAACCUCCGUGGCCUUCCGGUCUUUCCAUAAGUUUCUAAUUGGAGUUUCCCCACACUAUGUUAGUGGCCUGCCUGAUGAUGAGUUACACGCAGUUUUUGAUUCUUCCAUCUUCCAAAACCUGCAGGAUAUGCUGGUGGAGCUGGCAUCAACGCACCGUGGCUUGGUUCCAGUGAUCGCCUUUUUUGUUGAUCGUCUAAUGGGGUGCAAUGGUCAUCAACUAGUUGGAGAGCGUCUACUUCAGACGCUGGAUGAAAAAUUGCUUCCAAAGCUUUACAAUGGUUUUCUGCUGGGUUCAUACUUUCCAAUAUUUGAAAGGAUUGCAAGGAAUGAUACAAUACCGCCUGGUGGUUUAUUGCAGCUGCUCACAAAGUAUAUGCUUUAUCUCACUGUGAAUCAUGGCUCAGAGAGUGGCUUAAGAUCAUGGUCCCAGGGAAGUAAAGUUUUGGGCAUUUGUAGGGCAAUGUUAGUGCAUCAUCGCAGCUCACGUGUUUUUCUUAGUUUGUCUCAUCUCCUUUCCUCCGCCAGUCAAUCCUUUCCCGAUCUGGAAGUUCGGGACAGUGCAAGGAUCUGCCUGAGGAUGCUUUUAUGCAUCCCGGGAAAAAAGCUCAAGACAAUAAUAAAUUUUGGAGGGAAGCUUCCCGGGGUGUCACCGUCCACUCAUCCAGCCUCACUUUUCCAAAUUCCUUUGCCACGACAUCCACAGGAUGCUAACAAACAGUCUAGUAUUUCUGCGUUUAUCCAUCUAGAAAGGGCAAUUUCGCCUCUUGUUAAGCAGUCAUGGUCAUUAACUCUUCCUAGCAUAGAAACCGGGAAAAGUGAGACUAGUUACUCUAAGGAGAUCAAUGACGUUUUAACUCCCUCCACUGCACCUGAUUGUGAGGUUGAUGUAUCUAUAGAUAGGAUCAGUUUACAAGAAGAGGCUCUUAGAGUAAUAGAUUCGAAGGUUGCUGAAACCCUAAGAGUCUUGCGGAGGCAUUUUGCUUGCAUUCCAGAUUAUCGCUACAUGCCUGGGACUAAGAUUGGUAUACCCUGUUUAUUGAGGUUUGAGGCAGGGUUGCUUAAUCAGGUUUCGGGAUUUGAUUCACCCACAAUGAGCUCAAAUUUGGUGGACAACCUACCAGCUCUAUAUGCAAUUGUUAUUACUUUUAAGUCUACUGCAAAAUAUGGCUCUAUUCCAGCUUGUCAUGUACCCUUUCUUCUUGGCGAACCUUCAAAAACAGGGCUUGAUGUUAUUCCCAACGAGUGUGAAGUCCAGGAAAAUUCAUGCUUUCGAGCAUCAAUUAUGGUUGAACUAGAACCAAGAGAACCCAUGCCUGGACUUAUUGAUGCUGCACUAACGGCAAAUAUUGAGAAUGGUCAAAUGAUAUCUGGCUUGCUUCAAAGUAUUACAGUAGGAAUUGAGGACAUGUUUUUAAAGGCUGUUUUACCUUCUGAUGUUGCUGAUGACCAGGUUCCACAGUACUACCUUGACCUUUUUCAUGCUUUAUGGGAAGCUUGUGGAAGUUCUGCCAACACUGAGCGGGAAACUUUUACAUUGCAUGGAGGUAAAGGGGGUGUGGCAAUCUAUGGAACAAGAUCAGUGAAGCUUCUUGAUGUUUCUCCAAAUUCUCUCAUAAGUGCAACAGAACAAUAUUUGGCACCAUUUGUUGUCAGUGUUGCUGGUCAGCCACUAGUGAAUAUUGUAGGGAGUAAUGGGGUUAUCAGAAAUGUUAUAUGGGAAGAUGAUUCUGCUGUUUUUCCUGUAAAGGAGAGUAAAGCUUUGGUACAAUACUUAGAAAGUGAGCCCCUUCAACUUGAAUAUACACAAGAUGAAAUUGCAUUAUGGUAUCCUCCUGAGACUUGUAAAAGAAAUCUUGGUACGUUACUUGUUUUAAUAUUCCUGCCACCUAGGUUUCAUCUACUUUUCCAAAUGGAGGUAGGUAAAUUUUCAACAUUAGUUAGGAUCAGGACUGAUCAUUGGCCAUGCCUUGCUUAUGUUGAUGAGUACUUGGAAUCCUUGGUGACAUAGAUGGAUUUUGAGGGAAGCUUGUUUAGUCUUUUGCCACGCUGUAAUCCUAGUGCGGCUUUGCUUUCCUGGAAGCUCUUUUCCAUCCAUUGCAGAAUCUAUUCUUUUCUUAUAUACUUGUGCUUUGAGCAGCUUUUUCAUGCUCAUCAAAAGCAAUAAGUUGUGUAUAAAGUUAGAUUAUUUUUUCACAUUUAAUUUUCAUAGUUUAGCAAACUUUUUCCUUAA
Molecule: messenger RNA, 3788 nt
Organism: Dendrobium catenatum
Lineage: Eukaryota; Viridiplantae; Streptophyta; Magnoliopsida; Asparagales; Orchidaceae
Exons: 3
Coding region: 210-3566 (1118 amino acids)
Biological process (GO): endosomal transport
Cellular component (GO): AP-type membrane coat adaptor complex
Source: RefSeq, a predicted model, not a curated record